Molecule: messenger RNA, 1470 nt
Organism: Vicia faba (fava bean)
Lineage: Eukaryota; Viridiplantae; Streptophyta; Magnoliopsida; Fabales; Fabaceae
Source: the annotation of a GenBank genome assembly
AUGAUUUCCGGUAAAGAUAUGUACGAUAUUUUCACGGCGAUUGUGCCAUUAUAUGUUGCUAUGUUAUUAGCAUAUGGUUCGGUUCGUUGGUGGAAUAUCUUCGCACCUGAUCAAUGUUCUGGAAUAAACCGUUUUAUCUCAGUUUUCGUAGUUCCGUUACUGGCUUUCCAUUUUAUAUCUUCCAAUGAUCCAUAUGCUAUGAACUACCGUUUCUUAGGAGCUGAUACACUUCAAAAAGUAGUUAUCCUUGUUGCUCUUUUUCUAUGGAACAUGUUCUCAAAAAUACAAGAUAGUUUUGAUUGGACUAUAACACUUUUCUCUCUUUCGUCUCUCCCUAACUCACUUGUUAUUGGAAUCCCUCUUUUAAAAGCUAUGUAUGGUGAUUUGUCAGGAACUCUCAUGAUACAAAUUGUUGUUAUGCAAAGUGUUAUUUGGUGCACUGUUUUGCUUUUCUUGUUUGAAUAUAGAGCGGCUAAACUUCUUAUUUCAGAAAAGUUUCCCGAAACUGCAGCUUCUAUAGCUGCAUUCAAAGUUGAUUCUGAUAUUGUUUCGCUUAACGAUCGAGAACCACUUCAAACUGAUACUGAGAUAGGAGAAGAUGGUAAAAUUCGUGUUAUUGUUAGCAGAUCAACUACUAAAUCUAUGGUAUCGGCAUUUUUUGACGUAUCUCAAUCAAAUCUUAGUAGUGUUGAGAUAUAUUCAGCUCAAUCAUCAAGAAAUUCAACACCAAGUUUUUCUACUAGUAUUAGCCCUACUGAUAAUUUUCAGAGUAAUAGUAAUGAUAUUAGUGGCGAUGUUAAUUUUGUGCAAUCUUCGAUAGGGGAAACACUGAGGUCUUUGAAUUUGGAAGAUGAGAAUUUGAAGAUAAAUAAGAGAGAGAGGAAUCUUAAUGAUGUUAAUGAAUUGAUUGAGAAUACUAAUUGUGACGAAGGGGAUGUAGGGAUUGUAAAGAAAAACAAAGAUAUGCCAGCAGCAACUGUGAUGGCAAAACUCAUCCUCAUCAUGGUUUGGAGAAAACUCAUUAGAAAUCCUAAUACCUACGGAAGUCUUUUAGGACUUGUUUGGUCUCUUAUAGAAUUCAAGUGGCACAUUGAAAUGCCCUCAAUGGUGAAAAGUUGCUUCUUAAUACUAGCUAGUGGUGGUCUUGGAUUGGCCAUGUUUAGUCUAGGUUUGUCCAUGGCAUUACAGCCUAAGCUGAUUCUAUGUGGAAAACGAGUUGCAACAUUUUCUAUGGCUGUGAGGUUCUUGGUCGCUCCUGCUGUGACUGCAGCAACCUCAUUAGCAGUUGGCCUCCACGGCGCUCUAUUACAUUUUACAAUUGUUCAGGCUGCCCUUCCUCAGGGUAUUGUUCCCUUUGUGUAUGCCAAAGAAUACGAUCUACAUGCAGAUAUACUAAGUGUUGGAGUUAUAUUUGGAAUGUUGGUUUCAUUGCCCAUAACAAUACUCUACUAUGUGCUUCUUGGUUUAUAG